Messenger RNA from Malaya genurostris, 3383 nucleotides. RefSeq names its product ionotropic receptor 93a (gene Ir93a). The record is from RefSeq and is a predicted model, not a curated record. The coding region runs from base 41 to 2662 and encodes 873 amino acids. Gene Ontology annotation, molecular function: signaling receptor activity; ligand-gated monoatomic ion channel activity. Gene Ontology annotation, biological process: monoatomic ion transport. Gene Ontology annotation, cellular component: membrane. Lineage: Eukaryota; Metazoa; Arthropoda; Insecta; Diptera; Culicidae. The transcript has 18 exons.
GUUCACUCAUUCAGUUUUCUAAAGGAUUCAAAGUAGCACAAUGUUGGCUAGAGUGCCGUUCUUAGUGGUUGCUCUGGUGGUGUUUUGUUCAAAACCUGCCAGGGCAGACGAUUUCCCGUCUUUAAUAUCGUCAAAUGCUUCGAUAGCUGUGAUUUUGGACCGAGAGUACCUGGAUAACACUUACAACGAACUGCUAAACGGAACCAAAUACCUGUUCGAAAGGAUAUUGCGGGAUAAUUUCAAAAAUGGUGGAUUGGUGGUGAAAUAUUUUUCCUGGACCAGUAUUAAUCUACGAAGAGAUUUUACUGCCGUGCUUUCUGUGUCCAACUGCGAAAACACCUGGGAUGUGUACAGGAAUGCGGCGAAGGAAAAUCUGGUUGUUAUGAGCAUUACGGAUUCCGACUGCCCACGAUUGCCAGUUCAUAACGCGAUCAUGAUUCCAAAAACAAUAUUUUCUACGGGAAACUUUGAAGAACUGCCCCAAGUUAUAAUGGAUAUGAAAACGAUCAAUGCCUUCAGGUGGAAAGCGGCGGUGGUUUUGUAUGACGAUAGUUUUGAUCGUGACGUCAUCGCACGGGGUGUCCUUGCGCUGUCGAAAGAAUCCGACGAAGUGACCCCUCUGUCUGUGUCUAUGUUCCGCAUCGAAAGUCACACGCACAUGUGGGAUAAGCGUAAAGCGGUGAGGAAGGUUUUGCUGAGUUUGCCCACUCAAUAUAUCGGUACUAAUUUUAUUGGCAUUGUUACUACUCAAACCAUGGAGCUGCUGAUGGAAAUCGCGAAGGAGCUGAAGAUGGUCAAUCCGAUGUCUCAAUGGCUAUAUGUUAUUGCGGACACCACGUCGGAGAGAAAUAAUAUUUCAUCAAUACACCAGAUGCUCGCCGAAGGUGACAAUGUCGCGUUUGUGUACAAUUUGAGAAAAGAAUCUCAAUCCUGUGAGUCUCACAUUCUGUGCUACAUCGAAAACUUGAUCAACUCGUUGGUGCAUGCACUGUCGAAACUGAUCCGUGAGGAGAAGGCAAUCUACGGUCAAAUUGCUGACGAGGAAUGGGAAGUGAUACGGAUGACGAAGGUCGAGCGAAGGAAAGAAAUUCUCAAAAUUAUGAAAAAUGAUCUUACUGAUAAGGACAACUGCAAUCUUUGCUCCAGAUGGAAGGUGCAAACGGGACAAACUUGGGGCUACGCAUAUCGAAUGAUUUCAGGCGAAUCGGAAUCUCCUGGUCCUGUAGCAAAAUCGAAGCAGCCCGAAAUUGUGGAUGUUGGCUAUUGGACACCGCAGGAUGGAUUCAUGAUGCAGGAUUUUCUGUUCCCUCACAUUGCCGAUAAGUUUCGUGGAGUCCAUUUAAAUUUCUACAGUUACCAUAAUCCACCAUGGCAGUUUGUGGCGCUUAAUGAAAGUGGUCAUCCACACUUGUCCCAUGGAGUGGUUCUGGACGUCUUGAAGGAACUCUCCAGAAAGUUGAAUUUUACCUACACCAUAACAAUUGCGCAGACCAAUUUGGAAUACAUAGGGAACAUGACGGACGAUGGCAACAGUACGUUCAACAAAGAUGUUCACACGGUAACUACUGACGUACCGGCAGAAAUACUGAAGCAAUUGAUGGACAAUAAGAUUCUUUUAGCCGCUGUUGGUGCCACGGUAAGUGAGAAGCAAAAGAAAUACAUUACAUUUUCCAAACCGAUCAGCAUUCAAACGUACAGUUUCAUUGUAUCACGGCCAAGGGAACUAAGCAGAGUAUUUCUUUUCUUGUCGCCCUUCACUGUUGAUACCUGGAUGUGCCUUGCAGCAACGAUCCUUCUCAUGGCACCAAUGUUGUACAUAAUACAUCGGUCAAGUCCAUUUUAUGGGCACAUUGGAAAAAACAACACCAUCGGUCUGGGAAAACUGAACAAUUGUUUCUGGUACAUUUACGGGGCCUUAUUGCAGCAAGGAGGUUUGUAUUUGCCGUAUGCGGACAGUGGUCGUAUCAUCAUCGGUACCUGGUGGUUGGUUGUCCUGGUACUGGUCACCACCUACUGCGGAAACUUGGUCGCCUUUCUAACCUUCCCGAAGAUUGCUAUUCCCAUUACGACAAUUUCACAGUUGGUCAAAAAUCAGCAGGGCGUUUCGUGGAGCAUUCGAAAAGGUACUUUUUUGGAGCAGUUCUUGUUGGAAACCGACGACCCCAAAUACGUCCGACUGUACAACGGGGCAAAAUUUAUUACCGAAGAAUCGGAUCAGAUAGUCCGAUCGAUUCGGGAGGGUCACCACGUGCACAUCGACUGGAGAACGAAUUUGAACUAUCUGAUGAAACGAGAGUUCCUGAAGAACGACCGAUGCGACUUCGUGCUUAGUAUGGAUGAGUUUUUGGACGAACAGAUAGCCUUAGCGAUGCCGAAGAACAGCCCCUACAUUGAUGUGAUCAACGACGAACUGAUUAAGAUGCAACAGUUUGGAUUCAUGCAGCGCUGGCUGAAGAAAUAUUUACCUUCCCAGGACAAGUGCUCGAAGGUGCGACGAAGCUCGGAGGUGGAGAAUCAUACCGUCAAUAAUGAUGAUAUGGCUGGAUGCUAUUAUAUUCUGCUGAUUGGAUUUUCCAUGGGAAUGGCGAUGUUUCUGGUGGAAUAUGUCUGGCGCUGGUACAAGAAAUCCAGAAAGGCGAAACUGCAGCCAUAUACGGAUUGAGCAUAUAGGGAUCAAAGCAAAUUUCAAAAGUUCCACAGCAAAGAACGCGCCAGCUAUAUGCUAUUGAUAUUUGCCUUGGUCCUUGCUGUAAUCUACUUUAAGUCACUGCUCGUUGCUAUUUUGUGGGAUUGACCUGAAUUAUUGUGGAACGUGCACCUCUUUGUAAGCAGUAGUAUGCUUGAUGAUUCCAACAAGUAACAUAAUCACAUCUACGUAAAUCGGCAACACUUUCGUCUUCUUUGAAGAUCAUUUAAAUCAAAUUAAAAGCGACAGCUGUCGAAUGUUUGGAGUGCUUCGUGUUUGUUCGAAUCGUUUCCUCUUGAAUGGGUUAAAUACGAAAGCAAAAGCCCCAGCUAGCAACCAGACUAACGCAAAAGCACGGAGUCGCGAGCACCGAAUCUGAAAAUAGUCUAACACGUUUGGUCAUUCCACCGAUCAUUUCCCCACUCACCUGUUGACUAGAAUGACUGACUAGCUCAGCGUCAAAUUUACGCGUGAAAAAUAAAGCAUCGGACGGCGGUUUGCUCAAUCAGUUGCUUUCGAGAUGCCGGUUUUCGGCCUGACGUAACUCACUUAGCUAUCUGUCUUCGGAAAAUGAAACAGGCCUCUCAGUCAGGCAGUUAGGUAAAAGACUCGGCUACUCGGCUUUUCUGUUAGUCAUUAACGCGAACCGCUUAAAUUCUCUUUUAAUAACAAAGGCACAAAUAUAUGCACACAAUCU